AUGCAGCACAUUGGUGACGAAACCUCUACACCUUGCAUUGCGUUUGUGCUGGAGAAAUUGAAAUUCCAUCUUGCCCAGCAUGCCAACCACCCAAACCCUCCGCCCUUUAUAUUAGGGCUAAAUGGUGUGCAGGGUGCGGGCAAGACUUAUUUGGCAAACAGUCUCUCCAAACUCUCCGCCCCGCCUCAUAACAUUCCCACUAUUGCUUUUUCUGUGGAUGAUAUCUAUCUUACUCACGCGGAUCAGCUUCGUCUUGCCGCUGCUAACCCAGAGAACCCACUCCUACAGCACCGUGGCCAGCCUUCUACCCAUGACAUUGCUUUAGGCAAACAGAUCUUCGAGUCCCUGAAAAAGGGGCUGCCCACGAAGAUUCCGUGGUAUGAUAAAUCUGCCUUUGAUGGUCAGGGGGACCGUGGCCCAGAAGACAAGUGGAAGGUGGUCAAUGACAAGGUGAACGCUGAGGCAAAAAUACAACUGGUAAUAUUUGAAGGAUGGUGCCUGGGCUUUCGAACACGGCCGGAGGAUGAGGUGCGAGCAGUGUGGGAAGAAGCUGUGAAGCAGAAGGAGAUAGGAGGAUAUGAUGGCCAGUUAGCAUAUGUAAAGCUAGAGGAUGUAUUGGCGGUGAAUAAUGCAUUAAAUGACUAUGAUGUUUUUACAGACCAGUUCGAUGCCUUCAUACACCUAGAUGCCGAAAAUACCCAUUAUGUCUAUGACUGGCGACAAGAAUCCGAACGUGAACUGCUUCGUAAAUUUGGAAAGGGCAUGACCCCAGACCAAGUUACUCGGUUCAUCGAUGGCUACUACCCUUCCUACGAACUCUUUACGCCUGCACUAAGGAAUGGCGUAUUUCGCCCACGGCAAACCGACCCCAGCCAGCUUACGGAGGAUUCUGCAGCAUCAUGGAGGGGGAAGCAACUAAGACUUGUUCUUGACAAACAGCGCAAGGUAUCGGAGAUCAUUAAGAUAUGA
This is a messenger RNA of Ophidiomyces ophidiicola, 969 nucleotides long. RefSeq lists its product as uncharacterized. Bases 1 to 969 code for a protein of 322 amino acids. The record is from RefSeq and is a predicted model, not a curated record. The transcript is spliced from 5 exons. Lineage: Eukaryota; Fungi; Ascomycota; Eurotiomycetes; Onygenales; Onygenaceae.